ACUUUUCAAUCCAGUUAUGCACUUGAUGAAAUGUUAUUUAAAACUUCCUUGUUUCGGCGACCAUCUUGAAUAUUGAAAAUGAGACUAGUUCGUGUAAACUAUUCGUAUUACAGGAAAUAAAUACAUUGUAAUACAAAUUGUGUACAAUAAUUGUUUUACCUGGAUUUUGACACCGAAGGUGUGGUCAAAAAUACAAAAAUAAACAUUGCAAUUCUAACAGCUCACAUUACUUGGUGACUAUUUAGACGUAUGGGGACUGUACAUUACUUCACCAUGUUCAUGAUUUUGGUGUCACUAACAAGGAGCUGUUAUGGACUUAACGAAGACUGCAGUAGUGGCAACUUCGGCAUUUGCAGUGGUACUGGAGUGAUUUGUAAUGGGAGCAACUGUGUUUGUGACUCAAGUGCCUACUACACAGAAACGUCAGAAACAUGUUCAGAAAAGCGCACUCUUGGUCAGAGCUGUGACAGUGUGAAUCAAUGCACCACCACCAGCAAUGUAGUAUGUAAUGGAUCUUGUACAUGUCAGAGUGGCUACUACAGUGACCAAGGAGCAAACACCUGUACCAAGCGUUCUUUAGGUCAGAGCUGUGGCGAUGUGAAUGAAUGCACCACCACCAGCAAUGUAGUAUGUAAUGGAGCUUGUACAUGUCAGAGUGGCUACUACAGUGACCAAACAGCAAACACCUGUACCAAGCGUUCUUUAGGGCAGAGCUGUGGCGAUGUGAAUCAAUGCACCACCACCAGCAAUGUAGUAUGUAAUGGAGCUUGUACAUGUCAGAGUGGCUACUACAGUGACCAAAGAGCAAACACCUGUACCAAGCGUUCUUUAGGUCAGAGCUGUGACAAUGUGAAUCAAUGCACCACCACCAGCAAUGUAGUAUGUAAUGGAGCUUGUACAUGUCAGAGUGGCUACUACAGUGACCAAACAGCAAACACCUGUACCAAGCGUUCUUUAGGGCAGAGCUGUGGCGAUGUGAAUCAAUGCACCACCACCAGCAAUGUAGUAUGUAAUGGAGCUUGUACAUGUCAGAGUGGCUACUACAGUGACCAAACAGCAAACACCUGUACCAAGCGUUCUUUAGGUCAGAGCUGUGACAAUGUGAAUCAAUGCACCACCACCAGCAAUGUAGUAUGUAAUGGAGCUUGUACAUGUCAGAGUGGCUACUACAGUGACCAAACAGCAAACACCUGUACCAAGCGUUCUUUAGGGCAGAGCUGUGGCGAUGUGAAUGAAUGCACCACCACCAGCAAUGUAGUAUGUAAUGGAGCUUGUACAUGUCAGAGUGGCUACUACAGUGACCAAACAGCAAACACCUGUACCAAGCGCACUCUUGGUCAGAGCUGUGACAAUGUGAAUCAAUGCACCACCACCAGCAAUGUAGUAUGUAAUGGAGCUUGUACAUGUCUGAGUGGCUACUACAGUGACCAAGGAGCAAACACCUGUACCAAGCGUUCUUUAGGUCAGAGCUGUGGCGAUGUGAAUCAAUGCACCACCACCAGCAAUGUAGUAUGUAAUGGAGCUUGUACAUGUCAGAGUGGCUACUACACUGACCAAGGAGCAAACACUUGUACCAAGCGUUCUUUAGGUCAGAGCUGUGGCAAUGUGAAUGAAUGCAUCACCACCAGCAAUGUAGUAUGUAAUGGAUCUUGUACAUGUCAGAGUGACUACUACAGUGACCAAGGAGCAAACACAUGUACCAAACGUCAAAUAUACGAGAGUUGUGACGUGACGUCACAAUGCAGUGCCAAUCAUGUGACAUGUAGCAGUUCCUUCUGUAGAUGUUUGUCAGGAUUUUACUUUGUGAACCCAAAUACUUGCACAAAACGAGAUUUGGGUCAAUCAUGCAAUGAAGCGGGUCAAUGCUCCGAUGGAAAUACUUACUGUUUAUCAUCCUGCAAAUGUAAUGCUAAUUACUUUGAUAACCAAGACGGCAUUGGGGGAUCAUGUGAAUUAAAGAAAGAAUUGGAUGAGUCAUGUCCAUCCCUUUCUGAAUCAGCACCCUGUAAGGAUCCCAUUGCCACAUGCAGUUUGGAAACCUGUCAGUGUCCAUCUAAUUAUUAUGAUAGCAAUGGAGCCAUUCCUGCAGGAUCUUGCCAGCGGAAGGUGGGCCUAGGUAUCCAGUGCACCAUGAACUCAGCAUGUUUAGAAGCAAAUUCUGACUGCCUUGAACAACUGUCAGAAUCGACCUGCAAGUGUACAAGCGACUAUUUUGACACAAACACUGUGAACACUAAUUAUGGAUCAUGUAUCCGAAGAAUUACAUUGAAUGGUCAGUGUGACACUUCUCAUAGCAAUUUGGACCAGUGUGCUGCUGACAAUGCUAUAUGUAACUCCACAACUGGUUAUUUUUGCAAAUGCACAUCCGGCUAUUAUGAGGAUCCCAGCAAUGCAGCAAAGUGUAAAGCUAGACAACCAUUGGGUGGAGACUGUCAGUACAAUACUGAUUGUACAGACUCCAAUGCAGAGUGUUCGAGCUCAAAAUGUAGGUGCGGUGAGGGAUAUUACGACACAAAUGGGAUGGAAAUGGAUGGAACUUGCAAAUCAGUUGUUGAAUUGCGUGUGACCAACAUAAACUUCCAAAGUAUCACUACCUCACAGUUUUCUGUUAGCUGGGUCAUACCAGAUGAGAAAGGACAAUAUAUUCAGACGUUUGUUGUGGAGUGGAUGCCAAAGGACAAUACUUUUGGAGAUGGAGGAACUAAGACACUAUCUGACUCACCUACUACAGCCCUGCUUGAUAGUGGAAUAAGUGCAGGAAAAAGCUACAAUGUGAAAAUAACUUCUAUAAAUUCUCAACUGGGAGUGAACAGAUCAGUUUUUUCAUCCGCUGAUCAGGAUGCAAAACCAAAUCCACCUACAUGGAAAGAAGCCACUGAUGUAAAUCCUGCAAAUGACCACUCAAUAACAGUAUCAUGGAAUGCUCCAUCAGGAAGUGUCUAUGGUUAUCAAGUGAGUUUGCUUGACGGAUCAACAACAGUCCUAUCAACAGCGGUAUUGCAGUCAACUUUUACCAAACUUGUUUCCACUCAAAUAAAAAAUGGACACUAUUACACUGUACAGAUUAUUAGCAAGAGCCAAAGCAACACUGUUGAUAGUGUUCCACUUAUCGAAGUAAUAAAGACUGAAGUUAUAGAGCGUUCUUUAGGUCAGAGCUGUGGCAAUGUGAAUGAAUGCAUCACCACCAGCAAUGUAGUAUGUAAUGGAUCUUGUACAUGUCAGAGUGACUACUACAGUGACCAAGGAGCAAACACAUGUACCAAACGUCAAAUAUACGAGAGUUGUGACGUGACGUCACAAUGCAGUGCCAAUCAUGUGACAUGUAGCAGUUCCUUCUGUAGAUGUUUGUCAGGAUUUUACUUUGUGAACCCAAAUACUUGCACAAAACGAGAUUUGGGUCAAUCAUGCAAUGAAGCGGGUCAAUGCUCCGAUGGAAAUACUUACUGUUUAUCAUCCUGCAAAUGUAAUGCUAAUUACUUUGAUAACCAAGACGGCAUUGGGGGAUCAUGUGAAUUAAAGAAAGAAUUGGAUGAGUCAUGUCCAUCCCUUUCUGAAUCAGCACCCUGUAAGGAUCCCAUUGCCACAUGCAGUUUGGAAACCUGUCAGUGUCCAUCUAAUUAUUAUGAUAGCAAUGGAGCCAUUCCUGCAGGAUCUUGCCAGCGGAAGGUGGGCCUAGGUAUCCAGUGCACCAUGAACUCAGCAUGUUUAGAAGCAAAUUCUGACUGCCUUGAACAACUGUCAGAAUCGACCUGCAAGUGUACAAGCGACUAUUUUGACACAAACACUGUGAACACUAAUUAUGGAUCAUGUAUCCGAAGAAUUACAUUGAAUGGUCAGUGUGACACUUCUCAUAGCAAUUUGGACCAGUGUGCUGCUGACAAUGCUAUAUGUAACUCCACAACUGGUUAUUUUUGCAAAUGCACAUCCGGCUAUUAUGAGGAUCCCAGCAAUGCAGCAAAGUGUAAAGCUAGACAACCAUUGGGUGGAGACUGUCAGUACAAUACUGAUUGUACAGACUCCAAUGCAGAGUGUUCGAGCUCAAAAUGUAGGUGCGGUGAGGGAUAUUACGACACAAAUGGGAUGGAAAUGGAUGGAACUUGCAAAUCAGUUGUUGAAUUGCGUGUGACCAACAUAAACUUCCAAAGUAUCACUACCUCACAGUUUUCUGUUAGCUGGGUCAUACCAGAUGAGAAAGGACAAUAUAUUCAGACGUUUGUUGUGGAGUGGAUGCCAAAGGACAAUACUUUUGGAGAUGGAGGAACUAAGACACUAUCUGACUCACCUACUACAGCCCUGCUUGAUAGUGGAAUAAGUGCAGGAAAAAGCUACAAUGUGAAAAUAACUUCUAUAAAUUCUCAACUGGGAGUGAACAGAUCAGUUUUUUCAUCCGCUGAUCAGGAUGCAAAACCAAAUCCACCUACAUGGAAAGAAGCCACUGAUGUAAAUCCUGCAAAUGACCACUCAAUAACAGUAUCAUGGAAUGCUCCAUCAGGAAGUGUCUAUGGUUAUCAAGUGAGUUUGCUUGACGGAUCAACAACAGUCCUAUCAACAGCGGUAUUGCAGUCAACUUUUACCAAACUUGUUUCCACUCAAAUAAAAAAUGGACACUAUUACACUGUACAGAUUAUUAGCAAGAGCCAAAGCAACACUGUUGAUAGUGUUCCACUUAUCGAAGUAAUAAAGACUGAAGUUAUAGCACCUGGUCCUCCGACUGGAGCCAAUUGUAAAGACGUUAAAGAUGAAUUCAUUUUAGUCGGAUGGAAUGCUCCUGCAGUACCAAAUGGAGAUCUCCGACAAUACUUUAUUCAUGUUUAUAAUACAAGUGGUCUGGUGAAAACGGUCAGUACAGACACAGAUGUAAAUGAACUUAAGGUCUCAGGUUUAGAUCCAGGGACAUACUAUACGUUCAAAAUAUACACUCAAAACGAAUUGUUCAAUUCCACUUCAUCUGAUGCUACAUACUGCCAGACUAAUGCCAAAAUGUCUGACCCACCUGAAGAUCUCACCGCAUCGACAGUGUCAAGUCGAGGAUUUACCCUGACAUGGAAACGUCCUGUGAAUACUUACAGUGAAGAAAUACUCGGCUAUUUGCUGCAAGUCAAAGAUGGUGAAACAUGUGUGCUAGAGAAAAUAUAUAAGUGUUCGGAUUGUAUCGGGUCAUUUGACAGUUUUGUAUUGCAAGAGUUUUGUAGUUCAAGUGUAAGUGCUCUUGUUGAGAAAACAGAACUUGAACUCAAAGGUCCUGUACAGUUUGAUGCCAACAACCUAUUACUACCAGACACAACGUAUGCAUGUUUUGUUGUUGUGAUUACUGAUAAUGGUUUGGGACACAAGGCACACGUAAACACGCUUACAUUUGAAGAAGAACCUCAAGCGCCUCCAGUUGAUGUAACAGUAUCUGACAUAAGGAAAAGAUCGUUCAAUGUAUCAUGGAGUCUCAUUGGACCCAGGCCGGGUCAGGUGACGUAUACGGUGAUCCUUAAUGGCGACAUGGGUGCUGAGUCUAAAUCAUACACAGUUUCUGGUUACCUGAAUACACGUGUUUUUGCUGAUGGACUUGAAGAAUAUUGGAAUUACUCUGUGAAUGUGGAGGCCAAAACCAAUUUUGGCAAUCCUAAAACAUCAGUCACCACACACGAGUACAGAACAUUGCCAUCAGCUCCUGGUCCUGUUACUGACUUUGGAGCAGUUACGGCUCAGCUGCACACGGACAAUUUCGAGAUAAUAACAAUCCAGUGGAAGGCCCCUUCGUUGUUAGAGAGAAAUAGUGUGAUAAAAGAAUAUGUGCUUAAACACAAUGUUGGAAACAACUCAGCUACUUCGGAGGUUUCUUUAGAGUACAGAUCUUUGGUAUUUGAGUCCAAGGCUGGAGACGAUUUUUACAGUCAAGACUUUGACGUAACACCUGAUACAACGUAUCAGUUUGAAGUUUAUGCUGUAAACACUGAGAGUACAGACAGUAUUGGUCAGAAGACGAACAUCACACUUACUACACCAGCUCGAUUUACAGAUCCAGACAAGAACACAAGUCAGACAGGAAUGAUUGUUGGAAUAGUAAUGGCGGUGUUUGUGAUUGUCGGAGUUGGAGUAUUCGUUGUAUUCUGGACUCGACGAAGACAGAGAAAGUCUCAAGAUUCUACAGACUUCAUUCCAUUAGAGAACAAGGCUAGACAAUUCAGUGCAGGAGUCCAGAAUGAUAACGAUAUGGUACCACAAUUCGACAGUAUUCCAUCUAAAGAUGGUUUCCGUUCAAAGGUCUACGAAAAUCUUCCCACUGGCAUUCAAGGAAAACUUAAACUCCCCGGUCAAAAGUUUAGUGCCGUAUACAUUUCUGGCUGUAAGUCUGAGAAGGAUUAUAUUGUUUGCUUCGCUCCAAAGCCCAACAACGUCAACAACUUUUGGAACAUGGUUUUAUCGGACGAAGUUGACUCCAUUGUCAUGUUUGCUGAGAGCAAAAUUCCCAAAAAAGAAUCAAGGUAUUGGCCGUCUGAGUAUGAUCAACCAAAGAACUACGGACAAGUAACCAUAGAAGUGACAGACUUGAAUAAAUAUGAAACGCACGCCCAUUUGAAGAUGAGCAUUUCCGCUAAUGGAACGGUAAGGACUUUGAACCACUAUGAAUGCUCGUCAGUCUCCACGUUCAGUCCAGAUGGAUUCGUUGAGUUGGUAAAAGUUCUCAGAUUGAACCAAAAGAGAGGACGUAUUCUUCUGCACUCGAGCGAAGGCCUCGGAUCUACCGUUCCGUUUGUGGUCUUGGAUACAUGCACGCAGGCACUUUUUGAAGGUUCAAGGACAGAAAAGGUAGAUUAUAAUAAGAUGCUGAUGAGCAUUGUGAAGACCCACAAAGACCUUUUGCUUUCACAGGAAUUGUUUAUUUUUACUCAUGACUGUGUGCAGCUUCUUGGAAGUUGUGACUAUGAACCGUUACAAAGUGCACAAAUUGAAAGUGUUUAUCAAACGCUACACGUUCAUGACUGAUGUGGGAAGCUAGAUCUUCUGCUUGAUUUACACGUUGCCAGAUCCAACAAAUUGUUUAUAUGAAAUUAUGCAUAAAUAUGAAACGUUUGUGCUGUGAUAUAUCAGAAAUGCAAAUUCAAUAUUUGCUAAGAAACAGACAGGGCCAAUUUAACAAAUUUUCGGUCAUUUCAUCACGAACUGUUAUAUCUUAUCAGAUCAAUUUAAUUGUAAAUUAAGGUCUCCGACCAAGAAUUCACCAUAAAUAAUGUUUACAACAGUAAUUCAUUAGUGCUACCCUG
This is a messenger RNA of Mya arenaria, 7256 nucleotides long. RefSeq lists its product as uncharacterized. The record is from RefSeq and is a predicted model, not a curated record. The coding region runs from base 250 to 6978 and encodes 2242 amino acids. The transcript has 49 exons. Gene Ontology annotation, molecular function: protein binding; protein tyrosine phosphatase activity; calcium ion binding. Gene Ontology annotation, biological process: protein dephosphorylation. NCBI's taxonomy places the organism in Eukaryota, Metazoa, Mollusca, Bivalvia, Myida, Myidae.